This is a messenger RNA of Macrosiphum euphorbiae (potato aphid), 687 nucleotides long. The record is from the annotation of a GenBank genome assembly. NCBI's taxonomy places the organism in Eukaryota, Metazoa, Arthropoda, Insecta, Hemiptera, Aphididae.
AUGAAUUCGAUAAUAGUAGUGACUAUUUGUGCUAUGUUCAUUACUUUCAGUGGGGCAAACAUCAAAGGAGGCAGUCUACUGAAUAUUCCAGCUCGUGUUGCAACCAUUCCAUCGUUGGAAAACAUCAGAGAUGCGUGUAUGUUGAUGGGAACUGCAAAUUAUUCAGCGAGCAGCAUGAAUUCGGCUUCGCCGCAGAGUGGUGGUUGUCUCCUCAUGGACAUCAAACAAAUUGACCAAAGAAGAGCAUUUACCUUGUGGCUUGGCAAUUCUCAGAAUGGCAAGCAACAAUGCGGUCAAGAGGGUAUGGAAGAAUUCAAUUUUGCUUGUGACGAAUAUCCCUUGACAAUUGAAGAAAAUAUCGAUGAUGGAGCUAAGUUCGUGCGUCUAUACGGCGAAGACGUCAACAAGAUGGGUGGGGGUAGAAUCAGAUGUGCCUUGUUCGAGAAGAACGAAAUCAACAGCAACAUUUUCCGCCUAGCAUUGAGCGGUAACAACUCUUGCGUUGGUUUGGCCAAGGUUUUCUAUGAAAAACCUCCGAUGAUGCCCAAAGGAUCUAACUUUCUACGGUUGACAAGAUACCCAGAAAACCAGGAACACCAAUCAAGAGACAGACGUUCAGUGAUAAAUCCUACUUCCACAAUUCAAAACCUGGAUAUGUCUACUGUGUGGGUGCCGUCAUUUGGGUAG